Messenger RNA from Mus caroli (Ryukyu mouse), 8229 nucleotides. RefSeq names its product phosphorylase kinase regulatory subunit beta (gene Phkb). NCBI's taxonomy places the organism in Eukaryota, Metazoa, Chordata, Mammalia, Rodentia, Muridae. Gene Ontology annotation, molecular function: calmodulin binding. The record is from RefSeq and is a predicted model, not a curated record. Gene Ontology annotation, biological process: glycogen metabolic process. Gene Ontology annotation, cellular component: phosphorylase kinase complex.
GGCCUCGCUGACUGGCAGCUGGGGUGGUGGGCACUGUGCGAUGGCGGGGGCUGAGGGACUCAUGGCUGAAGUAAGCUGGAAGCUCUUGGAACGACGAGCCCGGGCCAAGCGCUCAGUUUUAAAAUUGGUGUAGUUUAGCCUGCCACGCUUAUGAUAAGAAUCAACAGUUUGAAAUGGCCAACUCACCUGAUGCAGCCUUCUCUUCACCUGCUUUGCUAAGGUCUGGCUCAGUUUAUGAACCUCUUAAAAGCAUCAAUCUUCCGAGACCUGAUAAUGAAACUCUAUGGGAUAAGUUGGAUCAUUAUUACAGAAUUGUCAAGUCAACGAUGCUGAUGUAUCAAAGUCCAACUACAGGUCUCUUUCCUACUAAAACAUGUGGUGGAGAAGAGAAGUCCAAAGUGCACGAGAGUCUGUACUGUGCUGCGGGUGCCUGGGCCUUGGCGCUAGCAUACAGGCGCAUUGAUGAUGACAAGGGACGGACCCAUGAGCUGGAGCACUCGGCCAUAAAGUGUAUGAGAGGAAUUCUCUACUGCUACAUGCGGCAGGCUGAUAAGGUCCAGCAGUUUAAACAAGAUCCCCGGCCCACAACGUGUCUUCACUCUGUCUUCAGUGUGCACACUGGGGAUGAGUUGCUCAGCUAUGAAGAAUAUGGCCAUCUUCAGAUAAAUGCAGUCUCACUCUUUCUCCUUUACCUGGUAGAAAUGAUUUCCUCAGGUCUCCAGAUAAUCUAUAACACGGAUGAGGUUUCUUUUAUUCAAAACCUUGUAUUUUGUGUAGAGAGAGUUUACCGUGUUCCUGACUUUGGUGUCUGGGAAAGAGGAAGCAAAUAUAACAAUGGCAGUACAGAACUGCACUCAAGCUCUGUUGGUUUAGCAAAAGCAGCCUUAGAAGCGAUUAAUGGAUUUAACCUCUUUGGAAACCAGGGGUGUUCUUGGUCAGUUAUAUUUGUGGAUCUCGAUGCUCACAACCGCAACAGGCAGACAUUGUGCUCACUGUUACCCAGAGAAUCACGCUCUCAUAACACAGAUGCUGCCCUGCUCCCGUGCAUCAGUUACCCUGCGUUUGCCUUGGAUGAUGAAGCGCUGUUCAGCCAGACACUUGAUAAAGUGAUAAGAAAAUUGAAAGGAAAAUAUGGAUUUAAGCGUUUCUUGCGAGAUGGGUACAGAACGCCCUUGGAAGAUCCCAACAGACGCUAUUACAAACCAGCAGAGAUUAAGCUGUUUGAUGGCAUUGAAUGUGAAUUUCCCAUAUUCUUCCUUUACAUGAUGAUCGAUGGUGUUUUUAGAGGCAAUCUUGAACAAGUCAAGGAAUAUCAGGAUCUAUUGACACCUUUGCUUCAUCAGACCACAGAAGGAUAUCCUGUUGUACCAAAGUACUAUUAUGUGCCAGCUGACUUUGUAGAAUGUGAAAAAAGAAACCCUGGUAGUCAGAAGCGCUUUCCAAGUAACUGUGGCCGUGAUGGGAAGUUGUUUCUUUGGGGACAAGCUCUUUAUAUCAUUGCAAAACUCCUAGCUGAUGAGCUAAUCAGCCCUAAAGACAUUGACCCUGUCCAGCGCUUUGUCCCACUUCAGGAUCAACGUAACGUGAGCAUGAGAUACUCAAAUCAGGGCCCAUUGGAAAAUGACUUGGUGGUUCAUGUAGCACUUGUAGCAGAAAGCCAACGCCUUCAAGUUUUUCUCAAUACAUAUGGUAUUCAAACCCAAACUCCUCAGCAGGUGGAACCUAUUCAGAUCUGGCCUCAGCAGGAGCUUGUAAAAGCUUAUUUCCACCUGGGAAUCAAUGAAAAGUUGGGUCUGUCUGGAAGGCCAGAUAGGCCCAUUGGCUGCCUUGGUACAUCAAAGAUUUAUCGCAUUCUAGGAAAGACUGUGGUUUGUUACCCUAUCAUCUUUGACCUGAGUGAUUUCUACAUGUCUCAGGACGUUCUGCUGCUCAUAGAUGACAUAAAGAAUGCACUACAGUUCAUUAAGCAAUAUUGGAAAAUGCAUGGACGCCCACUUUUUCUUGUUCUCAUCCGAGAAGACAACAUAAGAGGUAGCAGAUUCAACCCAAUAUUAGACAUGCUGGCAGCCUUUAAAAAGGGGAUAAUUGGAGGAGUCAAAGUUCAUGUUGAUCGUUUACAGACAUUGAUAUCCGGAGCUGUCGUAGAGCAGCUUGACUUUCUACGAAUUAGUGACACAGAAAAGCUUCCAGAAUUUAAGAGCUUUGAAGAACUUGAAUUUCCCAAGCAUUCAAAAGUCAAACGACAGAGCAGUACCGCAGAUGCUCCCGAGACGCAACAUGAGCCAGACAUCACCAUUACCGAGUGGAAAAACAAAUCCACCCACGAAAUCCUUCAGAAGCUGAAUGACUGCGGUUGUCUGGCUGGUCAAACCAUCCUGCUGGGUAUACUGCUCAAAAGAGAGGGCCCUAACUUCAUCACAAUGGAAGGAACUGUGUCUGAUCACAUUGAGAGAGUGUAUAGAAGAGCUGGCAGCAAAAAGCUUUGGUCGGUUGUACGCCGUGCAGCAAGUCUUUUAAAUAAAGUAGUGGACAGCCUGGCCCCAUCCAUUACUAAUGUUUUAGUGCAGGGCAAACAGGUAACUCUAGGUGCCUUUGGACAUGAAGAGGAGGUCAUCUCUAACCCACUGUCUCCAAGAGUGAUUAAGAACAUCAUCUAUUAUAAGUGCAAUACCCACGAUGAGAGGGAGGCGGUCAUUCAGCAAGAACUGGUCAUCCACAUCGGCUGGAUCAUCUCCAACAGCCCUGAGUUGUUCAGUGGCAUGCUGAAAAUACGCAUUGGGUGGAUCAUCCACGCCAUGGAGUAUGAACUGCAGGUCCGUGGCGGGGAUAAGCCAGCCGUGGACUUGUACCAGCUCUCGCCCAGUGAAGUGAAGCAGCUGCUGCUAGACAUUCUCCAGCCUCAACAGAGUGGAAGAUGUUGGUUGAAUAGACGUCAGAUUGAUGGGUCAUUGAAUAGAACACCCCCGGAAUUCUAUGACCGAGUGUGGCAGAUCCUGGAACGCACACCUAAUGGUAUCGUUGUAGCUGGGAAGCACUUGCCACAGCAACCAACUUUGUCGGAUAUGACCAUGUAUGAGAUGAAUUUUUCUCUCCUUGUUGAAGAUAUGCUGGGAAACAUUGACCAGCCGAAGUAUAGACAGAUCAUAGUUGAGUUACUAAUGGUCGUAUCCAUUGUGCUGGAAAGAAACCCUGAGCUGGAGUUUCAAGACAAAGUGGAUCUGGACAGACUGGUUAAAGAAGCGUUUCAUGAGUUUCAAAAAGAUGAGAGUCGGCUAAAAGAAAUCGAAAAACAAGAUGAUAUGACUUCCUUUUACAACACGCCCCCACUGGGAAAAAGAGGAACCUGCAGCUACUUGACGAAGGUUGUGAUGAACUCACUGCUCGAGGGAGAAGUCAAGCCCAGCAAUGAGGACUCGUGCCUGGUUAGCUAGUGCGGCUGGUCCUGUAGGGAGCAUAGGUGAUGGUUUUCCAGCUGUGCCUUUCGUGUUGACCUUAACCAGACAGCCGUUAGUGAGUGAACAGAAUUGUUAGUGUGGUGGGUGCUGUAUUCUGUUUGUCAUGAUUGGACCUUUGCAUGCCAGUGGCAUUCGAAUGGUAAGCAAUGAUUGAAAUCAAGCGGAACCCGUUUCCAUGAUUUGUACCAGCAACUCUAAUCUUCACUGAACCAUAGAAAUAGUUUAUGAAUCGAAAAUUCACAACUGCAUGUUUUGUGAUCAAAUAUUCCAUCAAAAUUCUGAGUCUUCGCUUCUUUAGACUUCAUUUUCACCUUCCUGCAUUAGAACAAGCCUGACAAGGGCUGAUGCUUUCCUGGGACUCACAAGGUACUGGAGGAUGGUGAUGGCUUUGCCUCUGUUGUACCACAAAACCGAGACGUGUAACACACAUCAGAAAAACAAAAUUAACCCCUGGCAUUUAACGUCAGAAGCUGCAUUGUUAAUAAUACCAUGUUGUACAGAACUGUUAGAUGGUUUUUACCUUGUAAACGUGACUGUAGUUUUGUAUUGAGCUGCAUAUAAGGGUUGGACUAAAAUAUAAUAUAUCAAGCAUUUUCUGAGCAUCUGUUAAAUAUAGGAAUACAGAAGUGUCAGUCAGACAGAGCUGGGAAUCAUGAUACAAUCCAGCCUUAAAAAUUAGACAAAGAAAAGAAGUAGAUUACUUGUCUUAGUGUGUGAAGAGAAGUUAUGAAAAGAUGGUCCUGAUGAAGCCAUCUGUAAAACCUAAGCCUGAAAAAACAGUCAUGAAGCCCAUGCAGAAAGAGUAAGUUCUGGUGGUUGAUGGGCAGAGAAGAGAAAUUAAAGAACGAGAGGGGAGGAAAAGCCCUUGAAAUAUCUAAAACUUGUUAAAAUUCAGAAGAAAGUAAACACUUGUAUCCUUAAGAAUUAAAUUUUUUGAUUAGCUGAGCAAAGUUGCAAGAAAAACGCUGUCUUAGUUAAAAUAGACAUCACUUGCAAGUCUGUUUUCUGAGUGAGCAGUUAGCUUCCUGUUACAUAUGCAAAGUUUGCAGCUUUCUUCUGCUGCUUGAAAGCCUUCGAAAUCAGCAACGGUGUGUCAGCUUUUUAAAUUGCGAAAUGCAAAAUUUAUUGUUCUGCGAGAUAUUUGGGGAUGAUCAAUAAAUCUUGAUGUUCCUCCAUCAGAAGCGAUGUCUGCUUUCCAAUUAGAAAAACAAAAUAAUCCUAAGGAUCAGAAUACAGAACCCAUGAAAUUUCGAAGUCCCACUUGAUCUACAGAGUCCACAUGUUUUACCAGCUGCACUAGAGGCUGACUGGAUAUAUUAGCACAUGUACUGAGGCAAGACAAGCCUUAAACCUGAUCUAAAGCCUCCUCUGUCACACUGGCAGGUUCUCUGUGCUAAGUUUAUAGUACAAUCAACGUCUGUUGGAAACUCCUGACUGAAUAUCAAAUUCAACUGCUUUUCCAGAGCACUGUUAGAGGCAUGAUGUUUUCCAGGCUUCCUUUGGUUUUAUUUAAGACUUAAAAAAAAUCAUAUUUCAGCCUUUAAAAAUCAAAAUGUGAGAUCAUCUUGCUGUCAUCUUUGAUGAGCUUGCAAUGCUUUAUGGGUGCCAACAAACAUUUGCUGAAUACCUGAAUACAUUCAACUUACUACCCCAAGUAUUAAAUAGAUACCACGGGCUGGGAACCGCCCCAGCAGCAGAAACCCAUCCCAACUAAACUAAAGAGUCUGGAAGUAGCAUAGUGGUAUACAGCCGGAUAGCGAGAGCCCUGUGUCAGAAACUAAACGUGUGAAUGAGAAGCAAGGAAGGCUAGACUCCUAAAGCAGCAGAAACCUUCCCAAGAAGGGGACAGGCACCACAUAAACAUAGAGAAGCAGCAAAUGACCUGCAGAAAUUUGUCUAUGACCCUCAUAUUCUGGCCUCACAGAAGCUUAACAGAAAUGAGGACAGGUCCAUGGGUAAAAUAAGAAAAAGCCUGAUGCAAUUAGAGACUGGGGUGAGCAUGGUGUCAGCUCACUCCAGGAAGGGAGAAUGGAGGAUGUUGCUGUAAUAGUGAGAGCUCUUCUCGCAGCAGCUGUGUUGUAGCACCCACUUACUCCCCAGCAGCAGCCCCUGGGUUGAAAAAGACCUCUUCUAGUCUCACCCAACUGUAUGGGCCCCAAAUGCAUGAUCCUUUGAACAGGUACAACUAAGUCAUACUAGGACAAUAGCUCAGAAUAAACUGGGUUUUUGCCCCAGUGACUACCACCAUUUUGCUGCCCAGGAAUCAGGAAACUAUUGAGAGUGGGCAUUUUGGCAUUUUAUCUGAGGAGGCAGAUGAGCAAGAGUGACCAGGAACCCUCCAGAGUUGUGGCAUCUGACAGUACACAGACCUGUAGGAUAAGACUUAGGAGCAGAUGUGGUUGGUAAUCACACUCCUUGCCCUUCUUUCUCUUUCCUAUAAUGUUCUUUGAAAUCUGUUAGUUCUGCAUUUGUUUUGCUUAGUCAAGGACAUAGAUCUUGUUGCCAUGAGUAGGGCACACAGUUUAAAAUAUUCUCUGACAAACUAAACCGUGGCUUUUUAGUAGUAAUACGUGGUCACCCUUACAGAUGAAUAUCUAUCCCUUCACUUCUGUUUUCCCAGAAGUUAUCUCUCUUCUCCCAGCUCGUAGAGGAAACUGCGCCCUGCUCCUCAGUGUCAGUGUGGACUUGCUGGUAGGCUUUCCAUGAGUUUCCCCCAACUCAGUUGUGUGGUGUUGUUUUAUACAGUGCUGGGAACCAAACCUAGGGAUCCUGCGCUUGCCAGGAAAGCACUGUACCCCUGAGCUGGCUUUCCUUUCUCCUCCUGGUGCUGUUGCUUUUCUUUCUAAAAUAGGUAUCGAUUCAGUAAAAGGAAAGAGCUCACCGUUGAGAAACAGAGAAACUGCAAGAGGAAUCCUAGAGAGCUGAAAUGCCAGUGUUCCAGUUUUAUUGGAAGCAGUUCCUCCUUUGGUUGUUAUUUGGUUGUUAUUCUUUCUGUGAAUGAGAAGCCUCCCAAUGGCACACACUGUGGAACAACUGUAGGCUCAAUAUUUGUCUCUAUUUGGAUGGCAGCUUGAAAGGGGCUCCACACUCCCUUCAGAAUCUCCACAUCCACUAGAAUAAGACUACCAUGUCAAGCAUUAAUAGUCCUCAUUUGUCCAGUUACAAAGUCCAACAAGAUCCAUAAAUUAUUAUAAGCAAACUGUUUAGAAAAGCAGUUUUUUUAGACAACAACAAACCUUUUUAAAGGCAAGUUUGUAGAAAUGACAUGAUUGAACCAGAACCCUUCAGGAACUCUCUACUGAUGAUUUUAUUUAAGAAUCAUGCAGAAGAAAUGUAUCUUAUAAAAAAAAAAAAAAAAAAAACGACGAAAAGAACAGCAGUGAAAGAUGCUGAGCCUGGCUUGCUUUGUAGUCUUUGGUUGGCUUGGUUUCCAGCUGCUCUCCUCCGUCUCUAGAGACGGCUAUGUUUAAUUUCCUGACACUAACCCAGUUCUAGUUUCAGGAAAGCCACCUUGCGUGUGUUUUAUCUUACAUAUCUGUGUGUUAGGACGUUGGUAUUUUUGUCUUUUUCUUCCUUGGCAGAGCCUCACUGUCAGAGGUUCACCUGAGGUGGCACUGGUCGUGGGUGCUGUAGAGUUAACAGGUCAGCGACUCUCUGCCAACUGCCCGUGAUUGUCCUGAGCAUAUUCCAACAAAGUGUGAUCCCAGCAGUUCCAGGACUCCCUCCUCCUUCCUGUGCCAGGGUUCAUGAACGACGGUUCAGAGUGUGCAUCCACACGGGUGGGGGUGCUUGGGGAUGCGUUUCUGCCUAGAAAACCUCUGUGAAGAUGUUUUGUGGUCACCAUUUUCACCUAUCCCAUAUAAAACUGAACUUACUUCUGUUUCAUCUCCCCCAUCAGUAGAAUGUGAAAUGUCUUCCUGAUCCUUGGCACCCACUCAGUGAACAUCACACACAUCACCCAUCACGACAGUGAAGAGAGGCACCAGCCUGGACCUCCUUUCCAUGCCUUGAGAAACAGGAGUAGAUAAGAGUGAAUCCAUGCCUGGCCUUCAGCAGCACCAAACCACUACUAUGGACCCUUUCUUCCUGAGGACUGCAUUCUCCUCAGUUGUCCUAUGGCCAAGGUGGCAGGACUAGGCUGGUAGCCAUCAGGAAAGAACCCAGGUUCAGAUAGGAUAGGAUGAGGUUCAGAGGGUCACGGCUCCAUUUGAAUUGCUGAAACCCUGCAUGAACUAAUUCAGCCUGCUGAGCAUCUACCAAACUUGGUUCUGUACAGAGACUGAAAGAAAAGACAGAUCAGUGAAAAGACAACAUAAAUCCCAUUUGCCUCUAUUUAAGAGUCAGGCUUGAUUUCAAAAUGGUGGCCAUAAGGCACCAGCUCUAGGAACAAACCCUAAGUCCUAGGAAUUAGGCCAUAAGACACUAACUUCAGGAAGAAACCAUAAAAUCCAGAAACAAGGUCAUAAAACCGCCUCCCAAAGAACAGCCUGGGGAUAACCACAAAAAUGGGAAAAUAUCUUAUCUCAGGAUGGGCCAGCUGUGCUGGGCAGCCCUAUCUCCUCCUAUGGUUAAACGUUCAUGACUUAGGAUUGUAGACCACUGGCCACCUGUGAUUCUCUAGCACACCCCCCCCCAAUUAAAUUUUAGAUUGCCUAAUCCUUCUAGAGAGUUCCCUGGGUUUCCUGUGAGAAGGCCUGUGUACCUUUGUCAAAAAAUAGUUUACCCCUACAUGCUGAUUAUUUCUGCAGAAUAAAUGUUCUCUGUUUUUGCAUGC